Messenger RNA from Hydractinia symbiolongicarpus, 2753 nucleotides. RefSeq lists its product as uncharacterized. The transcript is spliced from 6 exons. Gene Ontology annotation, biological process: Notch signaling pathway; multicellular organism development; cell communication. Lineage: Eukaryota; Metazoa; Cnidaria; Hydrozoa; Anthoathecata; Hydractiniidae. The record is from RefSeq and is a predicted model, not a curated record. Gene Ontology annotation, cellular component: membrane. Bases 104 to 1909 code for a protein of 601 amino acids.
UUUACGUUCGCCAAUGUUCCAGAUGGGAAAAAUAUUAUUUGCGAAAAUGUCAGACCAAGAUAUACACAAGAGCUAAUAAUAUUGGAGGAAUAAUCGACUUACAAUGAUAUCUAUCUCCCUUGCUAUAUACCUUUCUGCGUUUUACACAAAUGUUAAAGGUAGUGGUGUUUUGGAAAUAAAUCUCAUUGAAUAUGUAAACUUGAACCACAAAACUGUGAAUGGCGUGUGUUGUCGAACGACAGAAGCUUCUACAUGUAGAUAUCAUUGCCACAAUCGCUUCACUAUAUGUGUUUUCGAGAAAAAUGAUCCAUCCGCCACCUGUGUUUAUGGCGGAGAUGUGAAAUCAGAGUUUAUGGCGAAUGAUAAUAUAUUAUUUUCAAAACAACUUUCAGACUCGGUAUCAAAUCCAGUGGAAUUUAAUUUUACAAAAUGGCGGAACAAUCUCCAAAUAAGAGUUCUGGUCGAAGCUCAAUAUUCAGGUACAAUAUCCCCUGUUGUAUCGUUUGAACAAGCUAUCGACGUUGGUGUUGUUUCUCGCGAAAGCAGUUAUUCAAAGGAAUACAUUUUAGAAGUAGGAGAGUUCGACGAAGCCAAAUCACUGAAAUUUAAAACAAGAUCCACAUGCAAUAAGUGGUACAUGCUGCCCGACUGUGUGUUACAAUGUAUACCACGUGACGAUCACAGUGGGCACUACACGUGUGACGACGUUAAAGGAAAAAUAUGUCUUUCUGGAUGGGUAAAUGUCGAGAAAAAUUGCACAGUAUGCAACUCCACAAAAUGUGCACAGACAUUUUCAUCCACUGAUUUAAAAAUCUCUUCAAGAAAUCAGCUGUCUUCACAAAACAUUCACACUUCGCAUAUAAGAAGUACCUCACAUUAUAAAAGUUUGGCAACCUCCUCCACACCCACUGGCAUAAGUGUCACAACCCAACAUAGCGUUCCAAACACACGGCAUCCUACAACGACGACAAAAUUGAACACCCUGGAGUCCAUACGAAGUUCUCCUUUCUUUACGCUCCGAGACUCAAUUUCGUACAGAGCAAGUACUACAAGGUAUACAAAAAAUAUAAAAACUUGGUAUUAUAGCCAAACUUUGCAUUUUACUUCACAGUUAAGUGAAACACGGGAAACUUUAUUCAUAAAACCAACAACUUCAUAUCAUGCAACAAGUAACAAGAAGAUACGAACACCUGUUUCUCAAACAAAUAGCGCCCCCGCCACAAUAUCCGCCACUAACACAACCACUGCGUUGCUUACAUCUCAAAUGCAAACACAUAAAAAGAGUAGUCAUUUCAGUUCGAACAAUGUAGGAAAACAUACAACAAUUAUUUACGAGACAAGGAAAGAUUCAUUUACCAAGUCCACACUUCGACUUAGUGCUUCAAUCCACACUUCGCCUUCAGAUAGUUCAGUAGAGCUUACAUUAAGAACAACAAAAUACUUCAAACGCACAACAUUCUACAUGUCUCCUAUAUCAAAAACCACAAAGACUCCGAUAUCUCACUUUGGUGUAACCAAAACAAGGUUGAGCAUAAAUACGUUAGUGUCGCAUGUUAGUCCAUCACGCACUAUUUUGGCUCAAACUUCAAUUCUCAAUACGACAACAACGCCUACAGAUAAAACACCAAAUGUAAAAAAAAUAAAGUUUAUUUAUUUUCUUAUUGGUUUAGUGUUAGCUUUUGUUCUAUUUACAUCCGUGGCUUACAUCAUAUGCAGACGUCAUAGGAAGCAACAAAAACGAGCAGAAAUUUCAAAAAUGUAUACAUCCGUCAACGUCAAGCAAUAUGCGAAAGAGAUGAAAAACUUUUAUGGCUCUGCACCAAACAAUCCUGCAUUGGGUGGCCAAGAUUCUAAACCAUAUGAGCAUCACAGAAGCCCAACAAACUACACACCAAUCACAGAGCUGUGAAGUGUCAGAAAAAAUAUUUGAAACCAACCUCAAAGCCUUCCCUAAUAAUAACUUAUGAAGUCUUUGAUAAGAUAACGAAAAUUUGACAAAUGAUGUUCUUUUUUUAACCUAACUUUUUCCUUCAUUUUUGCAUGCCAUUUGAGGACAAAAAUAUGAGCAAAGACAAUGAAUAUGUGCCUAAGUUUUAUACGACAUCAUAUUACUUACACAUUAAGAAACGAUUUUAGAAACAAAAAUUAAAUAUGAUUUUUUCGUCCCUUAUGACCUUCAAUCUUGUGCCCAAGGUUCUUCUACGCCGUAACACUACGAAGCUGUGGUCAGAAUAUCAUAGGCGUAUGAAAAACAUGUAGACGAGGUUGUAUGAACAACAUUUAACAACAUUUUCUAUAGUUUGCAAAGUAUUUCUAAAAGAAGCAUACGACUAGUCACCAAAUUCCAAUACUUAAACUGAAGUUUGAAAGUUUUAAGACAGAUGAAGGAGUUAAAGACGCAUCACAUACUACAUCAUAGUAAGCAAUACACAUUUGGCAAGAAGUUCUAUAAAUCACUGCUAUGACGUCAUGGAAAACAUACAAACUCCCUCGGGCUUUAGACUGUCACCAAGCUUACAGUAAAUAAAUAAAUUAAUAAACGAGAUAAACAACAUAAGCAUCACGUGAUUGAAAGGUAAAUAUAACGGUACCGAAGAAUGUGGAAAGAAUAUAUAUUUACUUUAUGACAUCAGUAUGUUCGCUUUUGAGUUGAUUAGAGAAUUAGAAAGAUUAUAAAUGUUUUUUGUUUCUAUUAAAUGAAGGAUUUUCAAUGUAAAGUAAGAAUUAAAUUAGAUCAGCACUGCGAAACAGAU